GGAGGCGGAGGGGGCGGUGACUAGAAGCUCGGGGGAGGAGCUUGAGCGCCUGCCGCUGUCCGAGUUCUGCCGGCAAUCGUGUCCAGCCUCUGGUUAUCGUCGUACAGCCAUCGGUACGCCGCGCUCUUACGGGGACCAGUAGUUCGCUUGCCCGCCAGGAGCAGCCGCCAGCAAGAGCGGCAGCGGGGAAUGGAAGCGGAGAACGCGGGCAGCUAUUCCCUUCAGCAAGCUCAAGCUUUUUAUACGUUCCCAUUUCAACACAUGAUGGCUGAAGCUCCUGACGGGGCCGUGGUGAGCGAACAGCACAUGCCGGCAGAAGUUCCAGACCCCGCUCCUGCUCAGGAACCUGUACAAGAGACUCCAAAAGGAAGGAAAAGGAAACCCAGAGCAACAGAACCAAAAAAACCAGUAGAACCCAAAAAGCCUGCUGAGGCCAAAAAAUCUGGCAAGUCCACAAAAUCAAAAGAAAAGCAAGAAAAAAUUACAGACACAUUUAAAGUGAAAAGAAAAGUAGACCGUUUUAAUGGUGUUUCAGAAGCUGAACUUCUAACCAAGACCCUCCCAGACAUUUUGACCUUCAACCUGGACAUUGUGAUUAUUGGCAUAAACCCAGGACUAAUGGCAGCUUACAAAGGGCAUCAUUACCCUGGACCUGGAAACCAUUUUUGGAAGUGUCUGUUUAUGUCCGGCCUGAGUGAGGUCCAGCUGAACCAUAUGGAUGACCACACUUUACCAGGGAAAUAUGGUAUUGGGUUUACCAAUAUGGUGGAAAGGACAACACCAGGCAGCAAAGAUCUUUCCAGUAAAGAAUUUCGUGAAGGAGGACGUAUUCUAGUGCAGAAAUUACAGAAAUAUCAGCCACGAAUAGCAGUGUUUAAUGGAAAAUGUAUUUAUGAAAUUUUUAGUAAAGAAGUUUUUGGAGUUAAGGUUAAAAACUUAGAAUUUGGACUUCAACCCCAUAAGAUCCCAGACACAGAAACUCUCUGCUACGUUAUGCCGUCAUCCAGUGCGAGAUGUGCUCAGUUUCCUCGAGCCCAGGACAAAGUUCAUUACUACAUUAAGCUCAAAGACUUGAGAGAUCAGUUGAAAGGCAUUGAACGAAACACAGACGUUCAAGAGGUGCAGUAUACAUUUGAUCUGCAGCUGGCCCAAGAGGAUGCAAAGAAGAUGGCUGUUAAGGAAGAAAAAUACGACCCAGGUUAUGAAGCAGCGUAUGGCGGUGCUUAUACAGAAAAUCCGUGCGCUGGCGACCCCUGCAGCUUCUCCUCCAGGGGGCUAGCUGACAGUGCAGAAUCAACUUUCGGUGACGUUCCAAAUGGGCAGUGGAUGACCCAGUCGUUUACAGACCAGAUUCCUUCCUUUAAUAAUCAUUGUGGGACACCAGAACAGGAAGAAGGAAGCCGCGCUUAAGAGUGGUGCUUCUCAGAUCUACCUCGGUGCCGCCGUUCUGUCGUCAAGAAGUGGCCCUCACUUGGCUCACUGAGGCAUUUUAUUAGUACUUUGCUCUCUGAUGGGAGGAUAAUACAGUUGCGUGAUAGAAUCAACUGUAUGAACCUACUAAGUAAGUUGGGAAGGAAAAAGGUAGGGUUUUUUUGUGUAUGAGUUUUUGUAUUUGAAUUAACCAUCAUUCCAGCUUUUUAUAAACUAUACUUCGUUAUGAAGAAACUGAUUCUCCUUGGGGAGUCACUUUUAAUCUGUAAUUUUAAAAUGGAACAGUCUGAAUAUUUAUACUUGAUUAUUAACUGUGCAUAAACUGAGAUACCCAUUAUUCCUUUUAUGCCUAAGAAGGGCAUGCUAGUAAUAAUUACCCCUGGUAAAGAGGCAGAUGUGUUCUUUUUUGUAUAUGAAGUCAACCCACAGUGGAGUCUCAUUUGGUAGUUUUUAGUGGCGUUUGAUGGGCUCCCUGAAGCGUAGUCAUGUUCACACCUCUUGGCCUCACCAGUGGGGAGCGUCUGUGAGAGAUGCCCAGCAGGGGAAACGUAAAGUGCAGCCUCCGGCAGCAAGGCUGGCCUCGCCUUCUCUGACAGGGCCCUGCAGCCUGGCUGUGGCCUCCUCUUGCUGGGUGUUAAUCCUCUAGUGUAGGUAGAAACUGUUGAGCUGGGAUGCUAAAUUCCAGAGAAUGCAGUAGACCUUUUUUAAGUUUGUUCCUUCCUCUGUGUUUUACUUGAGUGACAUACAUUGAUAGGGAAGGAACUGAAUUUCUCUUACAAUAUCUGUCGCCAUUCUACUUCUUUCCUCCUUGGCUUUAAGGGUAUAACAUGGAAAGUGGUGAGAAAUGAGCUCUUAGGCUGAGCAACAGCCUGCUGGAGGUAUUUGAUUAUCUUAUUUAAAUUGGUGCUUUAUGUACGUGAGAUGUAUUAAGAUAACAAAAUUUUUUCAUGCUGGGUAUAUCUAAUCAAUAAUUUAAGAAAAUCUCCACAUCAUUGUCUGUUGCUGUGAACUAAGUGGGCCUCUUGGCAGGGUUAGUUUGAAGUAACGUACCUUUGUGAUUUUCUAAUGCCUUUUCCAUGGUGCUAUGAAGAGUCCACACUAGUAGGCCUGGUGGAUAGUAAAACUGGGUGUUCAGAAAUGCCAUUUGCAGUUACUCCUGGUCACUUCUGAAUGUCCUGAUGUCGCACAUACCCAGGGAGCAUGCUGUUUUUCAAUACGAAAAUAUUUAUGAGGUGUUCUUUUUUCUCUUUUUUUUCUAAGAGAUUAUAUGGCCUGUUCUCUGUAUAAUAAGAGAAACAAAGUCUUGUGAAUCUUAACAUGCCUUUUAGCUGUGGCUGUGAUGGAUUUUCUAUUUCCCUUAGUCUAGGUCAAGCUGUGUCAAAGUUACUCAGCCCAUGUUCUCUCACUCAUGUACUGCACUGCCGUUUACAUGGAUGUUUUAUGCGGGCGCUUGAAGUGCCUUGCAUCAGGGAUUAGGAACAAUUGAAUUAUUUUUUCAUGGGACUAUGUAAAGCAUGUAAGUAGGAAUUGCUUUGGUAUAUAAUGAUUGUAGCCUUACAAUAGUUUUGUUUUAUUUGUUUUGUUUUAAUUUGAGUGGAGAAAGUACCCUUUAAAUUAUGAUGGACACUUAUUAGAGAAUGGGAUUGAGGAUUUUUCAAGCAUACAAUAAUGGUGUUUUCCAUUACCUACGGAAGAUGACUAGUAAAUGUUGAUAUAUCCUAUACGUGACUAUAUGAGACUUUUUCAUUAAAAAAUAUUGAAAAAGUUUUUAAAUUCA
Molecule: messenger RNA, 3208 nt
Organism: Lutra lutra (Eurasian river otter)
Lineage: Eukaryota; Metazoa; Chordata; Mammalia; Carnivora; Mustelidae
Gene: TDG
Product: thymine DNA glycosylase
Exons: 10
Coding region: 190-1410 (406 amino acids)
Biological process (GO): base-excision repair, AP site formation
Cellular component (GO): nucleus
Molecular function (GO): mismatch base pair DNA N-glycosylase activity
Source: RefSeq, a predicted model, not a curated record